UCCUUUAGUUAUCCAGGCUUCUUUCAUUGACGAUGUGCGGUAUUUGAGUGAAUUUUGUGCACGCACUUUGAACGUCUUGCUAAUCUCAGCCUAUUCGUUUUAUAGGAUUUUGUCUGAUAAACACAGUUUUUUUUAUUUCUAUUCGCAGUGACCUUUGAUACUGAGCCGUAAGCAACAAGUACAAAAUCUAGUAGAGCUCUGCGUAGUUCGGUUAGGAUUGUUCCAUUUCAAGCGCAAUGAGUCAUUCGAAACCGCUAAACGAGGUUUUCAGCUAUCUGUCAUGGGUUCACGCGGUCUCCGGGGCUACGGGUAGCGUAGUGGCCAUGUCAGUGUUCUACCCAUUGGAUACCGUUCGUUCCCGGUUGCAACUGGAAGAACCGGAACGCCGUAAAGCCAAAAGUACAUGGGCCGUCCUAAAACAGCUGGUAUCAGAGGAAGGUUUUAACACGCUGUACCGCGGAAUGGUGCCAGUGCUGCAGAGUUUGUGCAUCUCAAAUUUUGUCUAUUUCUAUACAUUUCACACUUUGAAGGCCAUUCGUGGUGCGGCAACCGGUGGUAACCAGUCAGCCUUAACCGAUCUGGUCCUUGGAUCGUUGGCCGGUGUGGUGAAUGUGUUUACGACAACCCCCUGCUGGGUAGUCAACACAAGAUUGAAGAUGAAAGGGCUAGGAUUGCGCAUCAAGGACCCUAGCAGCCACUAUGACAACCUCUUGGACGGUUUAAUAUAUGUCGGACGAACGGAAGGUACCAAAGGGCUAUGGGCAGGAGCGGUUCCAUCACUGCUGCUGGUGAUCAAUCCGGCCAUUCAAUUCAUGGUGUAUGAAGCAUUGAAACGACGAUUUGUACCGGAUACUAGCGCUAGCUUUUUCGCCAUCGGAGCGAUUGCCAAAGCAAUAGCAACUGUACUGACUUAUCCACUUCAGCUGAUUCAGACCAAGUUGCGUCACGGAAAUUCAGAUAAAAACUUGGAACUGCCUCCAGACACCGAUAUGAUCCAGAUGUUGUUGAUCAUACUGAAAAAGCAGGGCGCAGCAGGACUGUUCCGUGGUCUUGAGGCAAAACUACUGCAGACUGUACUUACAGCGGCACUAAUGUUCAUGACAUAUGAAAAAAUUUCGCAUUUUGUGAUGAAAAUUCUGAUUAGAGCAAAGAAGUGACAGUAAGUAGAAUGUUAGUAUUUAAUAGAUUUUAGACGGAUUAAGGGUUCGCGUACUCAAAUUCCAUGGCAUUUUCGACUCAAAUUUCAAACUUUAUGCAUCUAGUCUUUUACAUUCCCAUUGGAUAUUCUCAUUAUUUAUCAGUUCCUGAUAACCAAAACUGUGAACAUUGUUUGUGUGUAUUCAUGAAAGUGAAUAAGUGAUGGCAGUUUUCGACAUUGUAUUCCAAAGGCUAUUGAUUAGUUUAAAAUAUUUAUGGUACGGUUCUUAGAUUUUCAUGUGUAGGUACUUGUUUGCUAUCUAUCUAGUAGGUGAUAUGUAAGAUAUUCAGGCAUAAACUGGAUUGUUUACUAUGGGCUAGCGAAAUAAAAUCAAUGGAAACAA
Malaya genurostris is the source of this 1541-nucleotide messenger RNA. It is a transcript of the gene PMP34, whose product is annotated as peroxisomal membrane protein PMP34. Gene Ontology annotation, cellular component: peroxisomal membrane. NCBI's taxonomy places the organism in Eukaryota, Metazoa, Arthropoda, Insecta, Diptera, Culicidae. The coding region runs from base 237 to 1157 and encodes 306 amino acids. The transcript has 4 exons. The record is from RefSeq and is a predicted model, not a curated record. Gene Ontology annotation, molecular function: NAD transmembrane transporter activity; coenzyme A transmembrane transporter activity; FAD transmembrane transporter activity.